UACCUUGCUCUACACAGUAUACCACACAUAGCGUACACGCUUGUAAUACCUUUUCCAACCCACACUUACCGCGUUCUGAUCACAAUAUCAAUCUCGACCUGAUCUGUAAGAUAUCAGCUCUCUUCAAACCCCUAGGUCACCAGUUUCCAAUAUUAUUUUUACCAAUCUCUUCAAGUCAUCAAAAUUGUAGCCUACUAAUCUUUGAUAUUAGUGCACUUGGAGCCGAAGAUGCGCCACGCCCUGGCAAACAAGGCUGCCGCCAGAGCGAAGUCGCUGAACUUGAGCGUCGAUACCAAUGUCAACACCGACACUCGUGGCUCAGUGGCAACGACUCGGGGUGCAGAUGUUUCUACCCAGAUCUUAACCGCACCACCAAAUCAGCAGAACUUUGACAGCACCGAAGUCAGAGUCAAGUCCGCGAAGCCAAGCGAGGCUCUCGCUAACCCUAAUUGGCGAUCCCGCCAGUUAGGCCCGGGUGCUCCCCUAAGACCCCCCAAAACUGCUGGCCUACCGAAGACCGAAUUCCAGAGAUCCGGGGGUCACGAAGCAAAGAACCCCGUCCGGGAUGUUUCCCUAGACGAUGAAUCUUCUGUGCGCCGAUAUCGAAUGACGCCUGUUGAUCCUGAUUUCAUCCAUUCAGCUCCAUUAACGAAGAAGGAAUUCACAGGUGCAGAUAUUGACUCGGGCGGCACUGAGGAUGAUGAGGACAGAGACAUGUAUCCAACAGACCAGCAGCGUGGCAACGAUCUAGGGGUAGAGGCUCUUGUCCGAUUGGAACCACUAUCUCCAAGAACUCGCGAAAACUUUGGACGUCAGAAGGCAGAUAGCCAAUGGAUGGAGAAGUGGCGUUAUGGAGAUUCUCCGUUAAGUGCCACUCCACUCCCGCAGACAAAUUCUUCAUGCUCAGAGGAAUACAUUACCUUUCCAGCCGCCAAUGUUAAAGCAAUUAGAGAAUCCCGAAGAUUCAAGACAGGCGCCUGGGGGGACCUAGACGAACAAGUGCAGAGACAAGUUUUUGAGUUUAAGGAGCCACGUACGGCAGGUCUUCCGUUACGUUACCUGCAUCGAGAGAAUGAAAGCGGUAGACGUCCAUUAGUCUUUGAAUCCAUCGUUCAGGAUCCAGCAACCCGUGGAACAACGUUCAAUAGUAGACGCCUGGUGGCGCCUUGCCCCCCAACUAUCCCCGAGCAUCCUCAAGAAGAGGCUCAGCGCUACGAUACUUUAAUCCACAAACUCAACAAGGGGUCAGACUUUUCCUUCGCUGACGAACGCCACAAACAGGAACAAACUGACGAUGGACUCCGCAUCCGAGAACAAUUUCGUGCGAUUGGACGCCGCUCAAACAUUGAGAAUAAGGAGAGUUCUGCAGCGUCAAAGUCGAUGACUCUAUGCCGCCCAUCGACGAAUGGCGCCAGCGAUUUUGGAAUCGGGGCUAUUGAAAAACAGCGCAAACUAUUGAACCCUCAAGCUUCUGAGUUUCAAUUUUCUGGUCAAGUCUCCCACGACUUUUCCAGUUCAUCAAACACAACUCAUCCUAAUCGUCCAACUCCAACUAUUAACAAUCCUCCGAACAAUCAAGUUAUUGUUAGUAGCGACGCACAAGUAAUCUUGGAAAUGCUAGCUCGCCUCCGAGAAGAGGUAGCAGAAUUAAAGCAAUCGACCACGCACCCAUCGAACUCCCAAGGCGCCGGGCUUCAGCAGCAGCUAGACAAAUUGCAAGACAUGGCGAAAAGCAUGAGCACAGACUCAGAAUCUCAGUCUCCGACUGAGCCUCCGACUGAACAGAACCAAGCUCAGCAGACAGCACUUGUACAUGUCCCCCGCCAAUCGCAGCAAGGACACCAGCAUGGUCAGCAUGGAAGCCAGUAUGGAACUCAGUACGGAACUCAGUAUGGAACUCAGUAUGGCACUCAGCCGGGAUUUCAACAGGUAUACCAGCAAGGAUAUCAGCCAUAUGGAGGUUAUACGCAACCUCAACCUCAACCUCCUGCGGUGUCAUGUCCCGGUAUGAUGCAAAGUCAGACGUACAUCCCUGGGAUGUAUGAUAGUCCCAUUGUCAGUGGAUCGGUAUAUGAUCCAUCUGCGUACAAUGGAGCUAACAACGGAGUUAACAAUGGCACUGGUUAUAGUUCAGCUGGCUACGCUCCUGCUUACCCGGUGGCUCCUGUCUAUGACUUCAGCGGGCAGCCAAAUACGCAGUUCCACGCGGUUCCCAUCGUGAACCCAGCUACCCUUGCCGCUCCUGUGAGCACUGGUAACAUACCACUCCCUCAACAGGCACAAAUGGCCUUUGGUCCUAAGCCAGUCAGGAAGCCUCGCGGACCUCCCCGUAUGGGUGAUCCUCACUAUGCGGAACACCAACAAAACUAUGAGCUGUACCUUGAGAUGAAGCGUGCGACCGACCCCGAGUAUGCACGACAAUGCAGGGAUCGCCAGGCAAGACGCUCUGAGCGACAACGAUCCUCAAAGACAUCUUGAGUAUUCGCUUAGGUCUCUGUUAUAUCGUCUUAACGAUAAACAUCUUGGCGAAUGGAUAUUUGGAUCCUCGAAUGGGAUCAUCUGCGUAUUGCGAACGGCAAACAACCUUCCACGGAUGUUAUUGGUUUCAUUUUAAU
This is a messenger RNA of Annulohypoxylon maeteangense, 2615 nucleotides long. RefSeq lists its product as uncharacterized. The transcript has a single exon. The record is from RefSeq and is a predicted model, not a curated record. NCBI's taxonomy places the organism in Eukaryota, Fungi, Ascomycota, Sordariomycetes, Xylariales, Hypoxylaceae. Bases 229 to 2478 code for a protein of 749 amino acids.